Molecule: messenger RNA, 1284 nt
Organism: Aspergillus alliaceus
Lineage: Eukaryota; Fungi; Ascomycota; Eurotiomycetes; Eurotiales; Aspergillaceae
Product: NAD(P)-dependent oxidoreductase
Exons: 1
Coding region: 250-1032 (260 amino acids)
Source: RefSeq, a predicted model, not a curated record
GCGAACUCCAUUGCUAGCAAGCCAAGCGGGAGAAGGCGGCGGCACUAUCAAACGCGGCCCAGUGCGGUUUAAGGUAGAAAGUGAAGAAAAAAACGAGUCUGUCGGCGUGCGUGCGUAAGGUUGCAUGCGGCUUCCAGUUGCAGUAUACAGACCGAACAAACCAAUUAGCGGCUGACUCUGUCUCUGAACCGGUCCCCCUCAACCGACCAUGGUUGUCUGCUCUGGAGGACUGGUCAACUUCAUAAAUGGAUGCGCAACCCCGUCACCCUUUGUAACGAAACCUCUUCCUCUCCCCACAAGCUCAAGCAGACGAGUACUCAACGGCACCUCUCAUCGUCGAAAGCCAUGCAUUUCCUCCUCCUCGGCGCCAGUGGGCGGACUGGCCAGCACGUCGUGUCUGAAUUACUCUCUCAGGGUCACACAGCGGUAGCCCUAGUACGUACCUCUGGUAGCCUCACCCCUGGUCCUGGCCUCACCAUCGUCACUGGCUCGCCACUAUCAAAAUCCGACAUACGCAGCGCCCUCCUCGCGGCGCCGCCUCUAUCACCUUCUGCAGCGAUCAUCACAUUGAACACAGUCCGCAAGUCCGACGGCCCUUUCGCGGCUCGGAUCUCGCCUCCUCGCUUCCUGGCCGACUCGUGCGCCAAUGUUUGCGAGGUCCUGGAGCAUGCCGGCGUUUAUCGCGUUGUCGUGAUGUCGACAGCAGGUGUCGGGGAUUCAUGGGGUAACCUACCGUGGUUGAGCAAGGCAUUCUUAACGUGGACCAAUGUCAAGUACGCGCUCGAGGAUCACGGCCUCGUAGACAAGGAGAUCCGGCUGACGAAGAUGGAUUGGACUCUUGUGAGAGCUGUGAGGCUGCAAUUCGACGAUCAAAAGCCGACCGACACGAAGACGGAGGUGAAAACACUGGGCAGUAAGGGCGAUGGAAUGAGCUUGACCGACAGAGUGAGUGUUACUAGUGUGGCGAGCUUCCUGGUUAAGGUUGCGGUUGAAGGACUCUUCGUCCAAAGCGCAGUGGUUGUGGCCAACUGACAUGCCGAGGAAGUCGUGGCCUUUGUUGAUAUCGCUGUGCCAUGCAGGAAAACCUCCGGAACGAAUUUGGUUUUGAUUGUCCUGCGUGUUGCCCAGUUAAUAGGAUCGGAUCCAGACCAAUUUUUCUGAGCUUGGCUCUGUAUACUUCGGAGCUGAGUCUCGAAAUGGACGGCGAUACAAGGCCAGUAAGUCACUUUCCUCCGUUGAAUGUUCCUGCGGGACGCCCUCGAGUUUCGAGCUCCAGGUCGGUCU